Molecule: messenger RNA, 1671 nt
Organism: Eupeodes corollae
Lineage: Eukaryota; Metazoa; Arthropoda; Insecta; Diptera; Syrphidae
Gene: mrn
Product: general transcription factor IIH subunit 4
Exons: 4
Coding region: 144-1604 (486 amino acids)
Biological process (GO): nucleotide-excision repair
Cellular component (GO): transcription factor TFIIH holo complex; transcription factor TFIIH core complex
Molecular function (GO): ATPase activator activity; double-stranded DNA binding
Source: RefSeq, a predicted model, not a curated record
AAAAAUGUAAAAACGUCAAAAAUAAAUAAAAAAGCAGAGAAGUGUUUUAUUUUGCUGCGAUUGCACUCACAACAAUUUUUCCCUUUUUUCCAAAUAAAACUUAAUUUCCACUCAAAUGCAAAUACAAAUCAUCUUAGAAAAAUAUGUCUGAAUCAAAAUCAGGUAAAACAGGCUGCCUAAUUCCAAAGCCAGAAAACCUAGAAUGCAAAAACCUUCAGGACUAUCUGAGAACUCGAAGUCACGAUGUGCUCGAGAAACUUUAUAACUAUCCAACUAUUUGUUUGGCUGUUUAUAGAGAACUCCCUGAGAUUGCCCGCCAGUUUGUAAUUAGAAUAUUAUUUGUGGAACAGCCAGUUCCCCAGGCAGUAGUCGCUUCAUGGGGGUCACAACAUUAUGCCAAGGAACAAGCAGCAUCAACAUCCUGCUUGACAGAAUUGAACAUUUGGAGAGUGACGGCGAUUCCAGGCGGUCUUUCAGCCUGGGAACUCUGUCCGACGUUCAAAAAGAAUCUUAAAAUAGCUCUACUGGGUGGUGGGAAACCAUGGUCCUUAUCUCAUCUGAUGGACAAAGAUGCCAAACCCAGAGACGUAGCAUUCCUCGAUAACUACGCUAUGGCGCGAUGGCGAUGUGUACUCCAUUACAUGGUUGGUGGAGGGACAACUAGCAAAGGCCAAGAUAGCGAAGGCAUCAGUCCAGAUGCUGUACGAAUUCUUCUUCAUGCAAACCUUAUGAAGCGAGACGAACGCGAUGGGACUCCAAGUAUUACCCGACAGGGAUUCCAAUUCCUUCUCCUCGACACACGAUCACAAGUCUGGCACUUUAUGCUUCAAUAUCUAGACACCUGCCAGGAGCGAAAUCUCAGCCUUCCCGAGUGUCUUUCCAUGCUCUUCCAGCUGAGUUUCUCGACUCUUGGUCGUGAUUAUAGUUCCGAAGGCCUCAAUCCCAAGAUGCUGACCUUCCUGCAGCAUCUGCGUGAAUUUGGCUUGGUGUACCAAAGAAAACGAAAAGAAGGUCGCUUCUAUCCCACCCGCCUGGCGCUAAACGUAACCAACAAAAACGGACCCGUUCCCACGGUUUCCAAUGAGGAAGACAAGAGUCAAGAUCCUGGCUACAUUGUCGUCGAAACCAAUUACCGAGUAUACGCCUACACCGACUCGAAUCUUCAAGUCGCCCUGCUGGGCUUGUUCACCGAAUUGCUCUAUCGAUUCCCCAACCUGGUGGUUGGGGUUCUAACUCGCGACUCGGUGCGGCAAGCUCUCCGCGGUGGAAUCACCGCCGAACAGAUUGUCAGCUAUCUCGAGCAGUAUGCCCACCACAAUAUGAAAACCACAGAAUCGGCCAUUAAAUCCCGAUCGCCACUACCUCCAACCGUCGUCGAUCAAAUCAAACUCUGGGAGAACGAACGGAAUCGGUUUGUCUACACCGAGGGUGUAGUCUACAAUCAAUUCCUGUCGCAGGCCGACUUCAUAACUCUACGCGACUAUGCUCAGUCCAUAAAUGUCCUGGUGUGGCAAAGUGAAAGAAAUCGCACAAUGGUAGUCACGAAAAAUGGCCACGACGAUGUGAAGAAAUUCUGGAAACGAUAUUCCAAAAGCGGUGGUUAAGGAUCCCAAAAACUGUAUCUAUGUUAUUGUUGAUUGAACUUAAAUAUAGAAUCAUAUCACGAUAAAA